Oryzias latipes (Japanese medaka) is the source of this 9074-nucleotide messenger RNA. RefSeq names its product potassium channel, subfamily K, member 12 (gene kcnk12). Gene Ontology annotation, molecular function: potassium ion leak channel activity; outward rectifier potassium channel activity. Gene Ontology annotation, cellular component: plasma membrane. Lineage: Eukaryota; Metazoa; Chordata; Actinopteri; Beloniformes; Adrianichthyidae. Gene Ontology annotation, biological process: potassium ion transmembrane transport; stabilization of membrane potential. The record is from RefSeq and is a predicted model, not a curated record.
GCAGAGGGUUAGUUUGAUCUGAGAACCGUCCUCAGUGCGCAUGGCAAACGGGAUCCGCCGCUGCACCGACUCCAUCGAGUCUACUUUGUCAUUUGCAGACCUUUUCUAAAGACGAUCCGGAAAUCUGUGUCUUCUGGCACCUGCGAACAAAAGAGCGGAUCUCGCCAUAUGCGCUGGGUGGGAUGGGAUUCAGUGUGCCACCACAGGAUGCACACAAAGGCACCAGCUCCCCUGAACAAGCAAGCCUGAGGAUAUUUCACUUUGUGCCAAAGUAGGAAUACUACUGAGUUGCGUAAAUCUUGAAUUUGCGCAACUGGUUCUUUUUUUAGAAAGGAACAUUUUGGCGUCCCCGCGGACUCUGCUGCGCGCUUUUGCACAAAGAAGCGCGUCCGGCUGGGUUUGAGCUGCAGUCCAUUUCACACCAACUGCAUUGCUACAACUGGAGGAGAGCACGUGUUUCUGAUGAAAGUGUGUGGCUGGAGCUUUUGUCGUGGACUCUUGGCUGGAUGGACCGACUUGCGUCCACAAGUGCGGUGCUGAUAUGUCAACCGGCUGCAGAUUAUGUCACUUUUCAAACACACUACAAUGUGACAGCGUGGUGCGCGCACAUGGAAGAGAUGCUGCCGUAGAAGUGCAGUGAGGGGAGCAGGACAGGGACCUCCAGCUGGCGCAUGCACCCCCGCGAACGGCGUCUCCGAUGAGGAGCUUGUCGCUGUCCGACGCGCGAGUGGUGCUGAAAUUCGGAUGAUGCCUGGCCAGCGACUGCAGGGCUGCCGCUCCCUGCACCUAAACGAGGACAACGGCCGCUUCGCGCUGCUCGCCAUCCUCAUUCUGGUGUACCUGCUGUGCGGCGCUGCGGUGUUCUCGGCCAUAGAGAGGCCCUCGGAACUGCGGGCUCACGGCCGCUGGAACGGGACGCUCCACAACUUUAGUGAGACCUUCAACAUCAGCCUGCAGGAGCUCAACUCCUUCCUGCGUCAAUAUGAGGCUGCCAUCGCCGCGGGGGUCCGGGCAGACGCUUUGAGAGCAAGAUGGGAUUUUACAGGAGCUUUUUAUUUUGUUGGAACAGUGGUGUCCACUAUAGGUUUUGGGAUGACGACUCCUGUGACAGUUCCAGGGAAAGUGUUCCUUAUCUUUUAUGGACUUCUUGGCUGCGCUGCCACCAUCCUCUUCUUUAACCUCUUCCUGGAGAGAAUCAUCACGCUUCUGGCUGUGGUGAUGAAGGCCGUCAGGGAGAGGAGAAUCAGGAACAGUGGUCUGCUCCCACCAGGUAUCCGCCAUGACUUCUCUGCCUACUCUCUGCCGGGAUGGAAGCCCUCCGUGUAUCACGUGAUGCUGAUUCUGGGCCUGUCCGCCAUCACCAUCUCCUGCUGUGCGUCAGCCAUGUACAGUCCUGUGGAGGGCUGGCUGUACUUGGACUCGCUCUACUUCUGCUUUGUCACCUUCAGCACCAUCGGCUUUGGGGACUUUGUCAGCAGCCAGAGCGCUGCCUAUGAGUACCAGAGCGUCUACAGGGUGGCCAAUUUCUUCUUCAUGCUGAUGGGCGUGUGCUGCAUCUACUCACUCUUCAAUGUCAUUUCUAUCGUCAUUAAGCAGGUGCUCAACUGGAUGCUGGAGAAAAUGAGCUGCUUGUUUUGCCAGCGUUGCAACAAAGCCAACGCUUUCCUAGGCAGGCGCAACGCCAUCCGUCCGGGCUCCAAGAGUCGCCAGGCCCGGUUGGGCCACUCGCCCGAUUCAGACGGACCUUGUGACAGCGACAAUGAGGGGAGGAGAUUAUCAGGAGAGAUGAUCUCCAUGAAAGACCUCGCAGCCUCGAACAAGGUGUCCCUGGCCAUCAUGCAGAAGCAGCUAUCUGAGUCCGCCAACGGGUAUCCCAGGACAGUCUGUGGCAGCUCGCGCCACAACGGCUUCUCUGGAGGGGUCGGAGCCCUCGGUAUCAUGAACAACAGAUUGGCAGAGACAAGUAACUCAAGGUAGACGCUAAAGUAUAGGAGAUCGUUAACCUGACACAGCAGAAAAGACGCAAGGCCUUAGGAGGAACCUGUAGCUUAUUACGCAUGACACGUUUUUGAUCCACUUUGGAUGGGAAUUUCAAGCCUGCAGCGCUGAUCGUUAAUUCUGGAUGAUUAAUUUACUUGAAAGAGACGACAUGAAGACAGAACUGAUGAGGAAGCCUGGGAACUGCUUGUUUCAUGAGCCUGAACCCCCGAAAAACAGAACAAAAACAGAGGUACCCACUGUUUGCUAAAAACAUCCGACUUGAUGACUGAAGCGUUUUGCUGUAAAAAAAAAAAAAAAGACAGUUAAAAAAUAGCCACGGUAAGCAAACAGCACAGAUGUUGUUCUCUCUGAAUUUUGUUCAAUUAUAUGAAUGCACAUAUUGAAUGCUGAUAAACAAAUAUAUUAUCUGAACGAUAUAGCACAUACAGUUCUAUGCAUUAUACUUCUCAUACACAUGCACCAUGUUUGCCAUUGAUUCUGCAAAACCCAUUUUUUUCUUUUUCCAUCCUUGGUUGAUUGAUUUUCUUUCUGGGGCAACAGUGGUGAUGUCAGCGGGGCUGUAGUGCUCGGUGGUUCUCCUGUGUCACGCCAGCUGGCCACCGGGAGUCAUUUCCUCUUGAGAUGGAAAAAAAAAAAACGAGAUGAAGGAGGAAAAUCUAUUUCUUGUAUGUGAGGAAAUGGGCUCCUUAUCAACUAAACACAGGUUUCAGCAGCAAAACUGACUCAAGUCAAAGGCAAAGUUCAGUUUUUUCUCCCUCCUCAUUUAAAGUCCUGGCUCUCUUCCUCGGAACUGAGCACUUUUGAUGUAUUAUUUGUUCAUUUAAGGCGGGCAAAUAAAUAAUUGGUGAAGCUGAAUAACUGUGAAAUACCAACAGUAUCUUUACUGGGGCAACAUAAACAAGAGGAGGAGAUAAAUUAGAGCAGAAUCCAAGAAAUUCCAAUUGCUUUUCCAAACGCACAGAGAUUAUUUUAAACACAAGAUUACUUUUACUAGUUUUACGGAAAGAAGAAAGAUUAAAGAGUUACUUCAAAAAAGUGUGAGUUUUGACAGAAGUGUUUGUCAUUUUAAGGUUUAUAUUCAACGGCCUAAAUCCACUUAAAAUAUGCAGACAUUAGGCUACAAAAACUCUCUGAGGUGAUUGUUAGAAAACAUGCUUAUAAAGACACAAACGGACAGCUAAAAACAUUUUUAGAAACUUAUGGCAAACUGAAUCUUUUUCCAUGUCUUUUCCAGAUGUGGACGAUUAAUAAUCAGAUCAAAUUGAAUCCCAACAAUUUCCUCCAGCUGCAAAUGCUUUAAAGAAAUAAUCAUUGUAAGAUGAGGUUUUUUUAAGGGGACACUGUUUUUUCCAACUCAGUAUAAAGCGUGAAGGUUGUCUAUUAGUGGAACUCAAAAAGCAAAAACAUCUGAACUGAAAUUUAUAAGCUGUGAUAUAAAAAAAUCCAAUUUGGUUAAAAAAUUCCAGUGAAGUCAGAUUAUUUUAUCUGUGAACUAAUGGGAUUACAAGUGACCGGCAGGUAGCAUUUUUGGGUCACUCCCAUAGCAAGCAGUGAAGAGGAGUAAGAUUUAAAUGAGGUUUGAAGAAGGAACUUCCAACAGAAUGGCAGUAAAUGUAACCGUCUGCUAUGAUUGGUCGGAAAGAACGUGAAGGAGACAAAACAGAAAAAAACAGAAACAUCUGAAUACAAGGUAGUUAUUCCAGCAGUAAGACAAACACAAAAUCACUAGAGCAGAUAGCAGUUUGAAGCUUGAAAGUGAUAAGACAAAAUAGAUUUUUUUUUGUUCCAAAUCAACAGGAUAUACAGGAUGAGGAUUGAAAAUAUCAAAAUCUCUAAUAUUGGUAACGACAUGUGUUUGUAAGUUAUGAUAGCAGGGACAAACACACAAAUGUCUGCAGAAGACAAGAGACUUAAAACUUUGUGACUGCAAUAAUUGACAGGUAGAAAUAGACUGAAGGAAGGUCCACAGUACAGGAGAUGUAGAAAAACAACAUCCUGUUUCAUCCAAAACGGGUUUUAAAACAGGAAAUCAGACAAACCUCUUCAACCACAACCUUUCAUGAAUAACCUUAACUUUCCUCAACACCCUCUCCAAUUGUCCCUGGAUGUGAGGUUUGGCGAAAGCGAUUUCAAAUCUGUUAUGUAAAAUCCAAAAACAAAGCAUUCAGCAGCAAAACUGAUGGCCAGCCACACCAUCCUUUACCACAAAAGAAGGUUUUGGGUGUUGUCUUAAAGAUAAAGAUGGAAAUUCCGAGAAUAUCUAGAGAUCCUGCAGACUGAGAACGAAAUGUUCUGCUUGUAAAAUAAAGUACAGUGAAGGGGAUUGAUCAAGCGUUGGGCUUUUAAUGGACCCACAAGGUCUCCCACUGCAAAAGGUGCAAAAGAAAAUCUUGUUUAAAUGGACAACAAUGCAAAACUAGACCUCAAAAUCGACAAUGGACUACCUCAAGAUGAAGACUAAACUCAUAAAGCAACAAAAACCCAUAGAUAUACCUCAAAAGUAUCACGAAUGCUACGAUAACCAAUACACUGCAGAACUGGAAAAAAGGUUUUCACCUCCCGAGACCAUCAAAUACAUAUUUUAUCAAAUAAAUUAUGAGAAAUGUUUUAUUUUACCAAACUUGUUGACAGUGACCCCUUCCAAACCCCUUAAGGUUCAUUUGUUUAAUUAAAUGUAAGAGGCCCAAUUUUCCAUGUGAAGACCAAAUGAAACAUUUGACAUUUUAUUUCUUUGCCCGUAAAUCUUUAACCAUGCUAAACUUUUCUUGGUGACAGAAUGUAAGCUGAGGAGGGUCAUAUCUUUGCCUGCCAGUUCAAUCCCAGGAGUAGAACAUGUUCAAUAAUUCAGACUGAAAGUGGUGGAGUCAGUCUGAGAUCCUGAGGGCGAAAACCAAACCUUGAAGGCUUUUUUUUUCACUUGCAGUGAUUUAUGAUAGUUUUUACAUGUUUUUCUGGAUUUAAAACAUACAAAAAAUCCCAACAGAGGCCAUUUGUGUCAGUGGAAAUGUGCAGUUAAUGGCAACAACCAACGCUCUCAUUGCAGGUAACUGUGUCCUCCUGUCUCUGUAAUCUAAAGCCAUGUGAUGCUUCACGUUGCUUAGACUUUCCAGGCAGUGGGGAAUGAAAAGAGGUGAUGAAGAGGGAGCAGCAAAGAGGAGAAAGCUGGAGAAAGAGGGGAUGAAGAGUUAAGGUGCUGGUAAUUGACUCCCUUUGGAGCCGAGGUCACGGUCGAUGUAAAUUCUUGGCCAAGAACUCAUCUGCUGCAUUCAUCCAUCUUUCUGCAUCCAUGCCCCCCCGACCCUCCACCUGCCUUCCUCUUCCCUGUCAUCUCUGCGCCGCCGCCUCCUUUUCCUUUCCCUGCAGAUCUCAGCUGCCUCUCCUCUCGCCCUCGUCACAUUUACACUGUGAAUAACAGACAUGCCAUUAAUGUACAUAUGUAAAGCAAUGGAAUGUCUUCAAAUGUCACUUUCACAAGAAUGGACAUUGAUUUGAAUAAUUUCCUUCACUCCCGGCCUCGUUGAAAGGAAUCGAGAAAACGACUCAGGUAGUUAAAUCUUCAGGCUUAUCUUAGUUUUCCCUGCAUGCCAUUAUGGUGAAGCCAUAGCUGUACAUAAAAACAGAGUAAUCUUUAAAAUCUAUUUUUCUACAUCUAGCUUUCAAAUAUUUCGGGUACAGUCUCAUAACAUUCAGCAUUCUGGACUGGAAAAACUGAAAAACUUUGAUCACAUGAACAUGGUUUUUGCUCAAAAGGCUAAAGAGAAGAUUUUAGUUUUGCUUUUAAGACAAGAAAAUUACAUCUGUGGGUCAGAUCGGACUUCCGAUCAAACUCACAAAAGCGUUUUCCCCACAAUUUCUAUCUUUAGCAGCUCCUAUACUGGAGUGGACUUGUGCAGUUAUCACACACUGCCUUUGCAAAAUAGACAAGACAAAGUCCUGCGAUGUUUGACCUCCUACAUGGGCAUGAAGCACCAAAUGACAUUUCCAAUCCACUGGUUUUUCCUGCUGCACUGUGUUUCCAACCUCCUUCUUGAAUCUUUUUAUGCAGUGGUCUCCGACCCCCGGGGCCAUGGACCGGUGUUUUACUUUUUAUAUCAUCUACGAUUUAUUUUGGAAAACUGCUGGAUUCUUCACCACAUCCGACUCAUUCUUGACGCAUGUCAAGUCGCUCGGUCAGGUGUUGAAAAUCCAUCCGCUACUUUCUUCAAGCGUCUGCGCAGACCGCUAAAGUGAAACCUCCAAGUUAGCAAAAAACAACAGUAUUUGAAAAAUUCUCUUUUGUCAGUGAGGAAACAAAAGAAGAGCCUGUUACUUCAAAAUAAAAGUAAUCUGCAUUUCACAGACAAAAACCAGGAGUCUUUCCUCUAAAUAUAGAUUUAUUGUUACAGUUGUUCCAACAGACUAUAUUCAUAAUGCUUAACAUCCAGCAACUGGCUGAAAACUAAAGUUUCUCAAACAGUGUAUUCAGGUUUAUUAUUUUAUUUAAUAAAUAACAGCUUUUUCUGUGUUUAUCCAGUCUGAUUUUUAAGCUUCCACUUUGACAGUCAUGGGUUAAUGGGAAAAUCUAGAUCACAUUUGAAUGGUUCCUAUACGUAGUUUAAGGGCCAGUUUACAAACAAAAACACAAAUUUUUUUUUUAAUUACAACUUGAAAGUCGUAAAUUUACGAGAAAAAAGUCAUAACUGUAAAAUCACGAUAAUAAAGUCGUAUAUUUAUGACUUUAAAAGUCAUAGGCUUAAUUUAUGACUUUUUUUCUCGUAAAUUUUGGUGUUUUAAAGUUGUAAAUUUACGACAUUAGAAGUCGUAAAUUUACGACAUUAAAACACGUAAAUUUACGAUAAAAAAGUCAUGAAUGCACAAAAAAAAGUCAUAAAAUAACAAGAAAAAACACCAAAGUUUUCGGUUUAUCUUAGCCUUGUUUGAAGAUGAAAGAUAGUUUUGUGAAGCUUUUUUUCCAGAAAGAUUUAAAAAACAAAGAAAUUUAGAACCUUUUUUGGGACUCAAAAUCAAAUUGUUGUCAGCGUAGCCAGCUUUCCGGGGUAGAGUUUUUAAAGUGGAGUUUUAUAUGUAAAAGUAGGAGCUCAGAGACACGUUUGGGUGUAGAGGGCCCCUACUUUAUUCUUCCAUUAUCAUUCACACACCCAGAAGUCCAUUGGUCACCUUACAUCAUAUAACUGUCAUGCACACAAAAAAAAACCAAAGCGGAAAGAAAACAGUGUUACACACGCCCCUCUUCCAGAUCAAAUGUCUCGUUUCAACAUGAAACAACAAAGAGGAAUGAAAAUAGUCUGUGAAAAUGCCAGAAACUGGGCCACUUCGGACGGAAACAUCAUACAGGCUUGGAAAAGGUGUUGUCUUUGUUGCAGGAAGAAAGGUUUGAAGUGGACAUCUCCAAGGAUACCGACCGCUUCAUCAAUGGGCUGCAGAGAUCCUGCAAGCCAACCAUCAAUGAAUAAAACAUUAAUAAACCGUAAAUCCAAGAAAUGAGCUUUCAAACAUUUAUAAACAUCCAGCUCACCUGUUCAACUAAGUCCAGUCUGUCUUCUCUGCUGCUGCACAGCGUUCACUUGCUGCUCUGGAUGCUCACUUCCACUUUAAUCUCGUAAAUUUAAUAGAUUAAAGUCGUAAAUUUACGACUUUAUAUCUCGUAAUAUUACUUUAUUUUUGGUGGCCCUAAAACGCCGCCGUAAACGUGAAAUCGAGUGAACAACUAGGUGUAAAGCAUCUGCAGCAGAUAUGUUACAGAGGAUGAAGAUAAAAUUUCCCCUCAAAAGUUUAGGGAAACUGGAAGCUUAAAAAAACAAAGAAUCAACCUCGUUUGUGAAAAUAGUGUCUAGCAUUGAACUAGUCCUGGAAAAGGUUGGGACCCACUGAUUUUAUGCCUCAGCAUUCAUCUGAGGCUUAAGGUUAAAGGGGUGUCGUGAUUUCCCCCCGCACACAUAAAAUCGACAGCUCUGGAUCCAUGACUCUGCAGCAAAGACCAGAUGAAACAUUUUUGAUCAUCCAAGCUCAAAUGAAAAAGAGACUGAACCAAACAGAGAGUUCACUUCUGAGUCAAUUCAAAUAUAUUUCACUUCACACUUUUCCAACGCUUAACUGUUGUAUGUAGAGAAAAAAAAAACUACUUUCCUCUCCUAAAAUGCAUGCACGGCUUCAAGUCAAACGCCUUCCAUUUGUCCUUGCACAUCCAGAGAAAUAUUCCCUUUUUGAAAUAAUUUGUGUGUGGAGCUUGUGUAUCGUAUCAAACAACUCUUUUUGCAUAGUGCAAACCUGAUCUCCAUUGAUUGCAAUGGUUGAAAUGGUUUCCAGACUCUUCAUCUGACAGAGGCGGAGAUGAGACUGAUGGUGCGUUCACGCUUUAACAGCAGGUUUUCCCGCUGAGUCAUCUCGAAUGUCUUAGUUCAUAUCGUCAUCCAGUAAUUAACGUAUAUGUUUCAGAAAAGAAAAGUACAGAAUUUAAGAUACAGUUCAAGAAAUGUUGCUAGUGAAUGCACUAGAAAAAAACAAAGGACUAUUAAAAUAUCUCAUUUAAUCCAGCAAAAAAUAGACUAAUAAAUUAUUUAAAAAAAUAAAAAAAUGCUAUGGCAACAAAACUCUUAGAUCUAUCAAUAUUUUCUUUGAAGUUUUCCAUUAAUAUUUCAUCUUUUGACAGGUUCUGAGCAGCAAAUAUCAAUUUUUUGUUGUUCUAGCUACGUAAAAAUCCUCCGCUUUCAAAGUCAAAUUUAAUUACCGAUUUUUUUUUUUUUUUUGUGGGGGGAUGAACGAAACUUGUCACACCAUAAGCCUGUUUUAGCUCCUAUUGAUUUAAAAAUAUUUCCCAUGCAGGUUUUAAUUCAGAGUUUAAACCAGAACUCCAUGUGGAAGCUGCUUCUCAUGUCUGCAAAUCCUCCAUCCUUGUAUGGCCGCCUCCGCUCUCAUCAAGAAACUUCCAAAACCGCGGUGUGCGUCUCAUGUUGCUUGCAUUUUGAUGUAACAUCCUGUUGAUGUAUGCAAAUUAAUUAUGUUUGCAAGUUGCACAUUUAUACAAAUGAUUGUACUUUUAUAUUUAUGUAAUUAAAAAUAAAACCUAUACGAGG